Messenger RNA from Yamadazyma jaroonii, 804 nucleotides. NCBI's taxonomy places the organism in Eukaryota, Fungi, Ascomycota, Pichiomycetes, Serinales, Debaryomycetaceae. The record is from the annotation of a GenBank genome assembly.
AUGGAAUUACUUGAUUUACAAUCUUUUAUACCAAAAUUAUCAACAUUCUCUAGUGAAGAAUUGUUAACCCCCAUUGAAGCUUCAAAAUUACUGUUUACUAUUACUGAGUUGUUGAUCGAUCAUUAUGUUGAUUACCCCCUUUUGAAAUUUUUAAGUAGAUUCCUAACUCAAGAAUCUUAUGAUGAUAUUGUGGAAGAGAGGAAUAUUGAACAUCAAUGUGGUUAUAUACUUUGUAACCAAACUCCGAAACAACAAGUAAGAAGAUUAUCGUCUCAUAGUAAUGGAGUUACAGUAUGUUCCAAUGGAGGUGAAACCAAAUUCCAAAUUUAUAAUAGGAAACCUUCAAUCAUCUUACCUAAUACAUUUUUAUCCCAAUAUUGUUGUAAAGAUCAUUAUCAAGCAUCAUUAUUUUUUAGGAAUCAAUUAUCUCAAGAAGCAGUAUUUGCUAGGAAGAACAUCAUGGUAGCCCAACCAUUCCCUCAAGAUUAUCCUUCUUCAUGGUUUGAAAAUGGGAUAACUAGUCUUGAAGAAAUUCUCGCUAAACAUAGGGAAUUGAAGAGUCAAGGGAAAUCAAUAGCUGAUGUAGUUAAGAUGAUGAAUGGAUUAUCAAUGGAAGAUGACCAAGAAGCUGAAGAAUUGAUAAAAUUAAUUGAAGAUUUCGAAAUUGUUGAAAAAGAGAGUAAUUUAAAUGGUGAUGUAGAUUUCGAUGAUGAUGACGAGGAUUCUGCCGUUACUGAUGGACCAACUAGUAAAAUUGAAGGUUACAUAACAUCAAAUAAGAGUUUUGGUGGUUAUAUGGUGUAG